ACAAAGUACUCCGCUGGUCUCACUGUGCAAUCUCUAGCAAAAUUCAGUUGAUUAUUAUUUUAGUUUUUUAAAAAUAUCGGGUCGUUGCGAUCGGAUUUCAUUCUAAGCCUUUAACCGCCAAAAACCGCCGCCAAAACAGAAAUGUCGCUGAAUCCACAGUACGAGGACAUUGGAAAGGGAUUCGUACAGCAGUACUAUGCAAUCUUCGAUGACCCGGCGAAUCGGGCAAAUGUGGUUAACUUCUACAGCGCAACUGACUCCUUCAUGACCUUUGAGGGCCACCAAAUACAGGGUGCACCAAAAAUUCUUGAAAAGGUUCAGAGCUUAACCUUCCAAAAAAUUACACGAGUGAUAACCACAGUCGAUUCGCAGCCAACAUUCGACGGUGGAGUUCUAAUUAAUGUCCUAGGAAGACUACAGUGCGACGAUGAUCCCCCACACGCCUUCUCGCAGGUGUUCGUCCUGAAGGCCAACGCCGGCACCUUCUUCGUGGCGCACGACAUCUUCCGUUUGAACAUCCACAACUCUGCCUAACUGAACCACAUGUAGUAUCCACACCACUCAGCAACACACACCCACACACACACACACACACUCGACAUCCAAAGAUGCGCCUAACGACAAACGGCUGGCUAUGGAAAUCAACAAAGUAACAAAACGGCGGCCAGAAUGUUCUCACGUUUAUCAACAAAUGAAAAUGGAAAAAACAAACACACACAACAGGAAGAAAUUAAACGCUAACUACUAUUGCGAUGUAAACGAAUUGGGCCGCCAGCUCACCUUCAUUUGCGUCCCAUUGUGCCCGGUGCUCUCGAUUUACGGGGGCCCAUCGAAUUGUAUAUUUCGCAAACACCUGGAUCUCGAGAUCCAAUUUAGAUAGGCUAUUAAAUUUUGUAUACAUAUGCUUUGCGAGGAGCGCUCGGUUUUCAUCUUCCCCGGAAUAUAGAACUUUUUAACCAACCUACUUAUAAGAAAAAAUGAUUUGUGAAAAUUCUAUAAGUCUAAUACUCCCAAUUGUGUUAGAAUUCAACAAUGAAUGUACUUAUUGAAAUAAUUUUAGAUAGACUUAUUACAAAUGGUUUCCUACGAAUUUCCCAGUUUUGAAACCGUAAUCGGAGUGCCGGGCUAAUUACUUUUUCUUCUUUUACUUUACUGUUCGUCCACAGAGUCUUAUAAAUCCUCAUGAUACUCUCACCUUCUAUAAAGAUGCUUAGCAAGUACGAAGAUAUGUUAUGUUGUCGGAAAUAUCGACUUUUGCUUUCUUGUAUAACUAAUUGAAUGAUGGCGAAUUACUUUUUAUUGUGACAAAAAAAAAAAAGAACACUUAAGUAUAAUGAUUAACGUUAAAA
Messenger RNA from Drosophila ficusphila, 1349 nucleotides. RefSeq names its product probable nuclear transport factor 2 (gene Ntf-2). The transcript is spliced from 4 exons. The record is from RefSeq and is a predicted model, not a curated record. Gene Ontology annotation, cellular component: nuclear pore central transport channel. The coding region runs from base 142 to 534 and encodes 130 amino acids. Gene Ontology annotation, biological process: protein import into nucleus. NCBI's taxonomy places the organism in Eukaryota, Metazoa, Arthropoda, Insecta, Diptera, Drosophilidae.